Messenger RNA from Ostrinia furnacalis (Asian corn borer), 1337 nucleotides. RefSeq names its product LYR motif-containing protein bcn92 (gene bcn92). Bases 86 to 355 code for a protein of 89 amino acids. The transcript has 3 exons. Gene Ontology annotation, biological process: iron-sulfur cluster assembly. Gene Ontology annotation, cellular component: L-cysteine desulfurase complex; mitochondrion. NCBI's taxonomy places the organism in Eukaryota, Metazoa, Arthropoda, Insecta, Lepidoptera, Crambidae. The record is from RefSeq and is a predicted model, not a curated record.
CUGCGCAAAACCGAACGUACUUUUAUUUACACAAUUUUCCCUGAAAAAUUCUUGUGAAAAUUGAACCUUCUAAAAAAAUCUGAAAAUGUCUUCAGGCGUACCAAAGAUGCAAAUUCUUUCGAUGUAUAAAUUACUUAUGAGAGAAUCUCAGAAGUUUCCCAAUUACAACUUCAGGUCCUACGCUCUUAGGAAAGUUCAAGAUGCAUUUAGGGCUAACAAAACUCUAUCAAAUCCUAAACUUGUUAAGAAGGAGUUUGAUUAUGCAAAGGAAAACUUGGGCAUCAUUAGACGUCAGGUCGUGAUCGGAGAUAUGUACAGCACAGAGAAGCUAGUGAUCGAAAAUAUACACCAGUAAAAUGUAAGUUAGAUUGUUAUCCGUUACAGCUUUACGAAGAUAUCACUGUACUUUUUGUGUUUGUUAAUUGUGAAAAAUUUCAAUGUUUUUUAGGUUUAAACUCAGAUGCUAUUACAGAAAUAUUUGUAGAAAAUUAUUUGCAGCUACUAAAAAGAUGUUACAAUAUUCAAAAUAAGUACAGCUAGCUUUUGUGAUAUUCAAAAGAAGUUGUUUUGUAGUCAUAAAAACAAAAUCUAUAAAGAACAAAAUGUUUUACACAAAUAAUUUUAACUUGUUUUAAGCUACACUUUCUACCCUCAAUAAUGUACUCCGUUCGCGAUAAGUUUGCCGCUGACGAUAUGACAUCACUCACGAACGGGUAGUAUACGUUUUAUAUUGCACUGCCCAUUUUUGUGUUAUAAACAAAACUUUUUAUUUAUAAUACUCGUAAUAACCAAUAGUCUGAUGUAGUUAGUGAAUGAACUAGCUCGGAACUGUAAGUACACAGUCAAAUUACGUAUACAAACUAACUACAUAGUUUCCAGAACGUCAAGUCUUUUAGUGACUUUAUUUUAUUGGGUGUAUAAUGUAAAUGUCACCAUUAAAUUGUGAAUUCCAUCAGAUUACAAUCUAAUGUAACCUAAACCACUAUUAUACCAGUAUUCACAAACAAUGUUUGCUUAAGUGAAGCAGAAAAUCGAACGCACAGCGUUGAAUAGAGCUCUGUGAUUGGUUCGUGUGUCACCCUGCGCCGUCCACGCGCGUUAGUAUAAUCUCACGUGUUAUAUUAUAAAUUGACGGAGUGUACAAUUUAAUGGUGACAUAUACAAUAGCCAGGGAUUAUAGUUGGCAAUACUAAUAUUUUCGAUAGAAGCCAACUGGUUUCACCAUUCAUGGAAAAAUAUCUUUGGACAGAUCAUAUCAGAGAGACUUUCUCAGUUUUAAACUAAUACAGGACUUAGAUUUAUUUAUGAAUAAAUAUAACACCUUGCUAUGUAUUGUC